Messenger RNA from Aureobasidium pullulans EXF-150, 1833 nucleotides. RefSeq lists its product as uncharacterized. NCBI's taxonomy places the organism in Eukaryota, Fungi, Ascomycota, Dothideomycetes, Dothideales, Saccotheciaceae. The record is from RefSeq and is a predicted model, not a curated record. The transcript is spliced from 2 exons. The coding region runs from base 1 to 1833 and encodes 610 amino acids.
AUGAUCUUUGCUGGCCUGAUCGUUUGGAGAGGAGAAGCACAACCAUCUGAAUUCGUUCCUCAGCAGGAGCAUGGGUCAUCAAAGGAGCAGUUCUUGCCACCUCUACUGCUGCCUGGACGAACUACGCAUUCGCGAAUGUUUCCUCAGAAGCAUUCUUUUGCGUAUUCUUACUUCUCUGUGGGAGUACCUGUCAACUUCAAGGGCUGUGCUGGAUCUAUGCUUUCUACCAAUCUGGAGUUAUUGCCGCCGAAUGAGAGAAGGAAGGGAUGGUUCAAUGUCAAUGCUGCGGAUUAUCUGUAUCGAGGUGGACCAGAGCGUGGACUUGAGGAGCGUUUACGAUGCUACCUCCGUGGAGAGGGCGUACCGGAUGAAGCCUGGUCUUUUGCCUACCUAGUGACAGCACCAAAGUUCUUAGGCUACUCAUUCAACCCUGUGUCUUUCUGGUACAUCUACGACAGCUCAAGAAAGCUGACUAUGAUGGUCUUGGAAGUCAACAAUACCUUUGGAGAACGCCGUCUAUAUCUUCUCAAAGCUGAAGAGAAGGCUUCGGACGAGUCUGUCCCAGAUGGCUUCGAGGCACCUGCCAAAGCAACCAAAUUCACCAAUGCGUGGGUCAAGGAUUUCCAUGUCUCACCUUUCAACUCACGUAAAGGCACAUAUUCUCUGACCGCGGCUGAUCCAGUCGCUGCUUUGAAGACUGGCUCGAAAGUGCUGGACAAUGUUGUCGUACUCAACUCGUCCAAAGCACAUGCCAAGUUGGUUGCUCGUGUGUACUCAGAUGGCGAUCACAUGGAUCCCGCUACCAUGAGCACUUCUCAAGCUCUGAGACUACUAGCAUCCUGGUUCUGGGUCGGCUUUUUGACUUUCCCAAGAAUCAUCGCUCAAGCAUACCAGUUGUACUUCAAGCGUAAGAUGCACGUUUGGUUUAGACCAGAGGUCCUGGCAUCGAGCAUCGGACGCACGCAUACUUUGUCUGAAGCAAUUCUGGAAGCCUUCUUCCGUGCUUAUCUUGGUUCCUUGGUCGACAACGCAUCUGCACCUCUGAGACUCACCUAUACGCCAGCAGGUGGAUUGGGCGAGUCUGUCAUCAUGACGUCCAAGGAAGUCAAAGACGAUGACCAGGUCAAGGAAUUGACAGUACGAGUCAUCUCUCCAGCCUUCUACACACGCUUCGUACACUACUCCCACACCACCGAAGCCUUCGACCGCGAAUCUCUGCACACUGAUCCUAAGAACCGCACUCUCGUCUUUGAAAACGCAGAAAAUCUACCUCUCCUGCUUUCUUCCUCUACAUCUUCCUUCACCAUCAAAAGCAAUCUCGGCAAAAUCGACCAAUACCGCUGGCAACUCCUACAACGUCUCCGCUCUCCACCUCCAGCCACAGCAUAUCCCGACUCUGAUACCACUAUCAGCGACAGAGCCAGCGUCCAAGAUAUCCGCAAAAUGCCCUCCUCACCACUUGAUCAUUUCGCUAUAUCCCUUCUCCACGAUGACGGCAGGUAUAGUGAUGUGGUUAAAGCGCAGAUUCUGAAAAAUGCAUCAGUUCUACUUCGUGUUGAAGAAACUAGUUUGGCAGCGGUUUAUAGGGAUACUGUCACUAAAGUGUUUAUUGCCGACACGUAUCUCUUGGGCUUUGAAGGAUUGCUGUCGGUGAUAGAUCUGGUUGUGAGGAUUUUGUUGGUGGUUGUGUGGUUCAAGUUCUUCGCCACGGGACAAAUUGGACAGAUGAAGUUGGAGAAGGGCGAGAGGGCUUGGGCUGCGUUUGGGUGGAAGUUGUGUGCGUGGGUCGUGCAGAAUGGAGUGCAUUUGUGGUAUGCUGUUAAAAGUGCUUGA